AUGGAGGUCAUCAAAGCAUACCUGCCCCAGGCCGAAGGCAUACUUCCGAAAUGGCUGCUCUUCGUCUCGGUGGUAUCCGUAGGGAACAGCAUCCAAGCUUACAGCACACUGGCCUUUACUUCGCGCGUCUACAACCCUACGCCCAUUGACCCACCCCCGACAACGCCAAAACACGUCACUGCCUUGUCCUCACGCACAUUUGGAACCUGGACUUUCCUUGCGUGCGUCAUUAGGUUCUACGCGGCCUACAACAUCGACAACUCAGCCAUGUAUCAGCUGGCCAUGUGGAGUUAUGCUGUGGCCUGGGCCCAUUUCAUGAGCGAGUGGUGGAUAUUCGGCACGGCUAGGAUGGGCAAGGCGCUGCUCGGGCCAGUCGUUGUCGCAAACAUGAGUUUGCUAUGGAUGUGGAUGCAGUGGGAUUACUAUGUCAAGGCUUAG
Exserohilum turcica Et28A is the source of this 438-nucleotide messenger RNA. RefSeq lists its product as uncharacterized. Gene Ontology annotation, molecular function: protein-macromolecule adaptor activity. NCBI's taxonomy places the organism in Eukaryota, Fungi, Ascomycota, Dothideomycetes, Pleosporales, Pleosporaceae. Bases 1 to 438 code for a protein of 145 amino acids. The transcript is spliced from 2 exons. Gene Ontology annotation, cellular component: membrane; endoplasmic reticulum. The record is from RefSeq and is a predicted model, not a curated record.